Molecule: messenger RNA, 3140 nt
Organism: Molossus molossus (Pallas's mastiff bat)
Lineage: Eukaryota; Metazoa; Chordata; Mammalia; Chiroptera; Molossidae
Gene: MCC
Product: MCC regulator of WNT signaling pathway
Exons: 17
Coding region: 587-3076 (829 amino acids)
Biological process (GO): negative regulation of canonical Wnt signaling pathway
Cellular component (GO): cytoplasm
Source: RefSeq, a predicted model, not a curated record
CUAGACAGCUGUGUUCAAUCAGAAACCACUUACAACUCCAGACGAUUCAACAGGGAAACUUCGGCGUGAAGUGCAGCCCCGCUCCGGCUCUCUCUAGCUUUCCUUCCUCCCCAGGAACCGGAGGAGCGGAUCUUCCUCGCUCCGCUGCCCGGGUUUCUUCCAGGGCUCGACGAAGCCCCUAGGGUGCGGGAUCUUGCUGGGAGGUGCCCUCCAGCCGGAUCAUGGGGGUCGGCGAGGCACCGUAGGAGUGGCGAGGCGGCGCCGCGGGUGGCACUGCCCCGGGACCCGGCGGUGGGCGCUCGCGGGCGGGUCCCCGCGCCGGCCCGGCCGCUGCAGCAGCUGCGAGCGCGCCACGCCACCCAGCUUUCUGCAGCAAUGGCUCGUCCGUGAAACGCGAGCCGGCUCGGGUCCUUUUCGGGGUGCUAGCAUCCUUCGUUUGGGCUUCACCACUGUCCAGGGUGAAAAUGGCUGUCUAGACUAAAAUGUGCCAGGAGGGACCGAGCGGUGGACAUCGAGCCUGUUAAGCCUAACUCACGAGCUCCGAGACCUGGAGGGGAGGAGGAGCUCGGCUCUGAAAAGUGCAGUCAUGAAUUCUGGAGUUGCCAUGAAAUACGGAAACGACUCCUCGGCCGAGCUGAGCGAGCUCCACUUGGCGGCCCUGGCAUCGCUCAAGGGAGAUAUAGUGGAACUCAAUAAACGUCUGCAGCAAACGGAGCGGGAACGGGACCUUCUGGAAAAGAAAUUAGCCAAGGCUCAGUGUGAGCAGUCCCACCUCAUGAGAGAGCAUGAGGACGUCCAGGAGCGCACGACGCUUCGGUACGAGGAGCGCAUCACGGAACUCCACAGCAUCAUCGCUGAGCUCAACAAGAAGAUAGACCGCUUGCAAGGCAGCACCAUCAGGGAGGAAGAUGAGUACUCAGAACUGCGAUCAGAACUCAGCCAGAGCCAACAGGAAGUCAAUGAGGACUCUCGAAGCAUGGACCAAGACCAGACCUCUGUCUCCAUCCCUGAAAACCAGUCCACCAUGGUCACUGCUGACAUGGACAACUGCAGUGACCUGAACUCGGAACUGCAGCGAGUGCUGACCGGGCUGGAGAACGCCGUCUGCUGCAGGAAGAAGAGCAGCUGCAGCCUGUCCGUGGCCGAAGUGGACAGGCACAUCGAGCAGCUCACCACGGCCAGCGAGCACUGUGACUUGGCUAUUAAGACAGUCGAGGAGAUCGAGGGGGUGCUGGGCCGGGAUCUGUACCCCAACCUGGCGGAGGAGCGGUCUCGCUGGGAGAAGGAGCUGGCUGGGCUGAGGGAAGAGAACGAGAGCCUGACCGCCAUGCUGUGCAGCAAAGAGGAGGAGCUGAACAGGACCAAGGCCACCAUGAACGCCAUCCGGGAGGAGCGGGACCGGCUCCGCAGGAGGGUGCGAGAGCUUCAGACUCGACUGCAGAGCGUUCAGGCCACAGGGCCCUCCAGCCCCGGCCGCCUCACGUCUGCCACCCGCCCGGUUAACCCCAGCACCGGGGAGCUGAGCACGAGCAGCAGCAGCAAUGACAUUCCCAUCGCCAAGAUUGCUGAGAGGGUGAAGCUGUCCAAGACCAGGUCCGAAUCCUCAUCGUCGGAUCGGCCAGUCCUGGGCUCAGAGAUCAGCAGCAUUGGGGUAUCCAGCAGCGUGGCAGAACACCUGGCCCACUCUCUCCAGGACUGCUCCAACAUCCAAGAAAUCUUCCAGACCCUCUACUCACAUGGAUCUGCCAUCUCUGAAAGCAAAAUUAGAGAGUUUGAGGUGGAAACGGAGCGGCUGAACAGCCGCAUCGAACACCUCAAAUCCCAGAAUGACCUCCUGACCAUAACCCUGGAAGAAUGCAAAAGCAACGCUGAGAGGAUGAGCAUGCUGGUGGGCAAAUACGAAUCCAAUGCCACAGCUCUGCGGCUGGCCCUGCAGUACAGCGAGCAGUGCAUAGAAGCCUACGAACUCCUCCUGGCGCUGGCAGAGAGCGAGCAGAGCCUCAUCCUGGGGCAGUUCCGGGCGGCCGGUGUGGGGUCCUCGCCGGGAGACCAGUCCGGGGAUGAGAACAUCACUCAGAUGCUCAAGCGAGCUCACGACUGCCGGAAGACGGCGGAGAACGCGGCCAAGGCCCUGCUCAUGAAGCUGGACGGCAGCUGCGGGGGAGCCUUCGCCGUGGCCGGCUGCAGCGUGCAGCCCUGGGAGAGCCUGUCCUCCAACAGCCACACCAGCACAACCAGCUCCACGGCCAGCAGCUGCGACACGGAGUUUACGAAGGAAGAUGAGCUCCGGCUGAAGGACUACAUCCAGCAGCUCAAGAAGGACAGGGCCGCGGUCAAGCUGACCAUGCUGGAGCUGGAGAGCAUCCACAUCGACCCUCUCAGCUACGACGUCAAGCCCCGGGGGGACAGCCAGCGGCUGGACCUCGAAAACGCAGUGCUGAUGCAGGAGCUGAUGGCCAUGAAGGAGGAGAUGGCGGAGCUGAAGGCUCAGCUCUACCUGCUGGAGAAGGAGAAGAAGGCCCUGGAGCUGAAGCUGAGCACCCGGGAGGCCCAGGAGCAGGCCUACCUGGUGCACAUUGAGCACCUGAAGUCCGAGGUGGAGGAGCACAGGGAGCAGCGUGUGCGGUCCCUCGGCUCCACCAGCAGCGGCGGCAAAGACAAAGGCGCCAAGGAGUGUGCUGACGCUGCCUCUCCAGCUCUGUCCCUGGCUGAACUCAGGACCACACACAGCGACAGUGAGCUGGCUGCAGAGUUCGCCGAUGCCAUCCGUCGAGAAAAGAAGUUAAAGGCCAGAGUUCAAGAGCUGGUGAGUGCCUUGGAAAGACUCACCAAGAGCAGUGAAAUCCGACACCAGCAAUCAGCUGAAUUCGUGAAUGACCUCAAGAGAGCCAACAGCAACCUGGUGGCUGCCUAUGAGAAAGCUAAGAAGAAGCAUCAAAACAAACUCAAGAAGCUGGAGUCCCAGAUGAUGGCCAUGGUAGAGAGACAUGAGACCCAAGUAAGGAUGCUCAAGCAAAGAAUAGCUUUGCUGGAGGAAGAAAACUCAAGACCACACACCAAUGAAACUUCACUUUAAUUGGCGCUCCGCCACCAAAGUUCUGCCCGAGGAAGCUACACCAUAGGUGAUCACCGGAGAGAAA